This is a messenger RNA of Penicillium cataractarum, 219 nucleotides long. RefSeq lists its product as uncharacterized. The coding region runs from base 1 to 219 and encodes 72 amino acids. Lineage: Eukaryota; Fungi; Ascomycota; Eurotiomycetes; Eurotiales; Aspergillaceae. The record is from RefSeq and is a predicted model, not a curated record. The transcript is spliced from 2 exons.
AUGACACAGUCCAACUAUUUGGAAUCAUUAGUUCCAUGGAAGCCGAUGACUCCGCACGAGGCAGUCAUAGGACCCGGUGGCAGUGGACCAAUUGCGUGGCCCCAGGGCAUCGAUCACGAUCUGGUCAAGUCACAGCCUCGUGUCAAUCUGGGGCGGUCUCGCUUCUCGACCGAUCCGUUUGGUUUUGUGGACGGUGGCUUUGGUGGGAACUUUCGAUAG